AAUUUCAAUUUCUUCUCAAUUUCGUACGCCGGAUCAUAUACCAAUGAAUUCCAUCUUCGCCGUUAGGCCAUUUUCUGUCCUUAAAAAGAAGACAAUAAAGAGAAACAUAAGCUUUUUCUCGGGACAAAUGUAUUCCCAGGAUACACUAUUACAACUAGGGCAAGCAGCGACGAAAGCUCGUAUGAACCAGCUGCACGUGGUAACGGUUUUCAACUUUCCGGGAGCAACACGCAACGAGAAGAACAGGAAAUAUCAAACAAAUUCAGCGCACAUCUUCCAAACUUGCACAAAGAUUAUCUCUUAACCCUUUGCCGACUGAAACAUUUCAUCUCAGUGAUUGCAAAACUACGACUAUCUGGAGUCUGAACGAAGAUGUGUGCAGGACUGCGAGCGAAGGGUGGAACUUAACUUUCGGAAAGUAAAAAUUGUUCCGUUUGGUGAAGGGCAAAAAGAUUAAAACAUGCACUCACCAUUAACAUUUAAAUACUUGUAUCUCGUCGUGCUCUAUCUUCUUCUAAGGAAGAACAAGGCCAGAUGCGACAUCACCAGGAACACAUAAAUCCACGUCUUCACGCUUUGACCAAGUGUUUGGUUUGACGCAAGUUGCACAAGUAGUCAUGAAUAUUGAUUACAGACUAGAACCAAUCUCUGACUAAAUCGUCGCUGCAUAUUUUCAUGACUUGGAUUUUAAUUCUUAUGCAAAACUAUUGUAUCACUUCAAAAACAUCACAUCUUUCCAUUUUUAGGCUUUAUUAAAACAGUAACACGUGAAAUUAAAAUACAUUUGUAAAGACUGACUCACGCGGCCGUUAUAUUUCGUUAAAUAAACCUUUUCUGGUAAUCUCAUAAGUCGAUUUUUGCAGGUUUUCAAAUAUCCCGUGCUAAGACCUGGUGGCCUACGAAUCAAAGCUUAUAAUAAAGUACAAGCUAGAAACUAUUUAAAAAGAAAAGAACUACUUGAAUUAAACUGGUUUUAAAGUCUGAUAUUUGCAUAACUUUAUUACUUUUAAAUGUUGUCAUUUAAUGAAGGCAUUGUAACAAAAUCGAGGUAUUUUCGUUGGAAAUCAUGGGCUCCCUUGUAGAUCCCAACUACUUUCCAAUUGCAUUCACAACCCCGUGGGCUUUUCACAAUACACUCCGGAUCCGGCUUGUGCAUUUCCUCUUACUUUUCUCUUUCCGUUUCUUCUUCUAAUCCCUGCGCUUCCCGCCACACGCAAAGUCGUUUAUUCAUCCAUGGGUCUCCCUCACUGACAUCCGUGAACUCCUAGUGGAAUAUAGUUGUGCUCGUCCAUUAUGUCGUGACCUGCCUGCGUUAUGCGCCUCACGUGCAUUGUCGCGGGUGUUCUGCGUUUGGUUAUGGCUUCCCUCAGUUGUGCUUUCAGAUACACAGCCCCGUGCGUUAGCCGCGAGUACCCGGCGAGUUCCUUGCGAUGUCGCUCAUACUUUUGUGGUGAGUUUUCCAAUGUCUUUGCCUAUUUGUUACAACGUAGGUUUCCUCUUGCAUUUCGUCAUCUGUUUCUCUAUGCAUUCUUCGCGUGCAUUCUAUUUCCCUUGCGUUUCUCAAUACGCAACCCCAUGCGUUCCCCUCGGUUUCAUGGUGAGGUUUCUCAUACGUCCCCAGUGCAUUUACCGUGGGUGCCCCUAUGUGUUUUCCCGCUCGUUGCACCACGCGUUUCCUGUCAGUUCCCUCUUACAUUUCCUGUGCAUUUACCGUGGGGUUCCCUAAAGUCUUUCUUGUCCGAUACUCCGUGCAUCCGUUGUGCGAAUUGCGCAAUUAAUCUCGGUUCCCCAUGCGUUCCCCAUGCGUUCCCCGUGCGUUCCCCGUGCGUUCCGCGGGUGUUUCCUCGUGUCUUCAGUCAUGUUCCCUAAUGUUUUCCAAUGGAUUUCUCGAUGGUUUCCCGGGUGGUCCCUGCAAUAUUCGAUGAACCUUCCUUGCGUGUGACACCGCGGCGUCGGUUUGCUCACUCAUGACACAGCGCUUUUCAUGUGCGUUCACUCGUGUGCUUCCUCGCACGUUUCCUUUUGAAAUUUCCGUACAUGUCCUUUGCUCCCCUUUGAAUUUCCUGUGUUCCGCCGGCGACUUCUAAUGUUCCCCAGGGGUUCCCGAUCGGGUUUUCUCCCAGUACCUUAGCCGUACAUUCGUUGACCCUUGUGUUCCUUCACAAAUUUACUUUCGAUCUUUUUAAGCGUUCCCUUUGCAUUUCGUGUCCGCUCGAAAAGCUGCCUGUUCCCAGGGCGUCUUACAACGCAGUCAGUCAGUGAAAAAACGAGGCAUGGAUUAAGAGAAAAAUUCAAAAAGCGUAAGAUAAGCGCUUCGAGGUGAAAUGGAUCUGAAAUCUGAAAUCUGGUGAACUUUAUCUCGCUCAAAGGCAGCAAAACAUUCCAUGACAGAAUUUUGGUAAAUGUAUAGGAUGGUGUGAAACUAACAAAUGCGACACUUUUCAUGUAUUGUGCUAAUUGUGCUAAUGAUUAAAGGAAAACGAAUCGAACUCUGGUAUAGCCCUUGCCUAGUUAGUUCCUGUCGGGCUUUCUCCUAGGUCUUCACGGUCGAUUGAUUUCGGUGACGUAUCCGAGACGACACUUUUCGCCCCAGAGCACGUGACCCGAAACGGUUGACCGAGACGAAAUAUCAAGGCCUAGGAACUCGGAAAGUAUAACCCUAUCAGAUGACGACAGCGUUCAAGUGUGCUAUUCUUGGUAGAAGUGGGAAGCUACUUAGUUCCACUUGAUUGCGCUGAGAGUUUAAGUGAGCAGAGAGAACACUUUUUUUCUUUAUAAUCAUUCCCAUGGGACCACGUCAUACUGAGACACUUAAAACAUUUCGUUGAUUGGCCGUUAUGAAUUAAAGUAACUGGGAUUACCGUCUAAUGAGGCGCAUAAUUCAAAAGGGGACAUCGGAAACUAAUUUUGGAAAUAAAGUCCUUACUUGUUAUGGCAAAUAAUAAUGAUGCAUUAUAUUGUAAAAAUACAAUGAUAAAGUUGAAAUGCAAAUGAAGAGAGUGGUACAAUUGAACCGACCGUGAACAUAAAAGAUAUGUAAAAAACUCCAGGUGUGGAAGAGUUUGUUGAAAAGGAAACUGCGUCACCAGAAAACAGUUUGGACAAGACAUAACAGAGAGAGGUUCACCCGCUGAAUUAGGUUGUAAACUUAAGCCAAAACUGAAUAAGUUCAGUAAGCGAUGAACUCGACCCAGCUAAGCGUUGAAAUGGGACCGCCUUUUUGCCCAAUUCACGUUUCCCUAGGAAGAAGACUUCCACCUUCUGCUACUGAAGCUAAAGCGGUUUUAACUUUCCUCACCAUCAUCAACAUACUCGCCAUCCCUUUCACGACUGUUUUGAACGCAAUGGUAAUAGCGGCCGUGAAAACAAAAGCGCGGAUGAGAGCCAACAAGUCUAACAUACUACUCGCGUGUUUGGCCACAACCGACUUAAUGGUGGGUGUAGGUGUUCAACCCGUGUUCACGGCGUUAAUGAUAACAAUCAUUCAUGGUGACUACACGAGUGGAUCCUGUACAGUGGAAGUUGCUACACAAAGGAUCUCCAAUCUUGUAUGUAUGGCUUCCCUUGUUCACCUUGUGUUAAUUAGUGGAGAGAGAUUUCUCGCAAUGAAGUACACUUACGAGUACAAUGCCGGCCUGGUCACUGAAAAGCGUUUGCUUAUUGCUUCCGGUGUAGGUUGGCUCUUAACUCUUAUUCUGUAUAUUCCACUUUUCAUUGACAAAACUGUAUUUUAUCGCCUGAAUAACGCUUUUGUUGCCUUAUGCCUCGUUACCAUUGUGCUCUGCAAUAUCACGGUGUUCCGCGAGGUUCACCGACACGAAAAGGGAAUUUCAAGUCAGCAAAUAACAGAAGAGGCAAGGCGAAAAUUCCUGAAAGAGAAAAAAGCCUUUAAACUUACAGCUAUCAUAUUUGCAAUGCUGUUCCUCUGUUAUAUGCCUUUGUGGACAUCGAGAAUUAUUUUAGCAUUCCAUCGGAAUAGGAUGUCUACAGAAACAGUGUAUGAAUGCUUGUUUGUAACCUCAACGUUCCUAAUACUCAACUCGUUGGUUAAUCCAGUUAUCUACUCGGUCAGAGUGAGACAAUUUCGCGUGGCAUUUGUCGAGUUAACUUGUAGAACCGCAAACAUUGCUGAGGCUGAACAAAUUGAGAUGCGAUUGUUUGGCUCACCGAACGCUGAGGUCAGACUGGAAUCAGGACAGCAAUGCCACAAAACAACAAAGCGUGGAGCAGGGCAAGAACCUUAGGUACACUCUUUCUUUUUUAUUAGAAUAUGUUUUAUAAGAAUACCGAGGCUGAAAUUUGCCAAAUUUUAA
Orbicella faveolata is the source of this 4313-nucleotide messenger RNA. Its product is annotated as melanocyte-stimulating hormone receptor-like. Lineage: Eukaryota; Metazoa; Cnidaria; Anthozoa; Scleractinia; Merulinidae. Gene Ontology annotation, biological process: G protein-coupled receptor signaling pathway. Gene Ontology annotation, molecular function: G protein-coupled receptor activity. Gene Ontology annotation, cellular component: plasma membrane. The record is from RefSeq and is a predicted model, not a curated record.